GAGCGGAAGUGAGUGGGAGACUGCACUGAACCUUGGUCGGCUGCGCCUGCGCGGGAACCUGUGACCCCGGAAGUACUCCCCGUUGCCCGAACUGCUGCUCCUGGAAGCUGCCCCUUGCAUGCUGUGUCUGCAGACGGUUCCCCCCCAUCGCCGCUACGACCACUUUUCAUCCUCCCGCUGACCAUGUCCCGAGGCUCCAGCGCCGGCUUCGACCGGCAUAUCACGAUCUUCUCCCCUGAGGGGCGCCUCUACCAAGUAGGUGAGUGUCUGGCAGGAACUGCCCCGUCACGGCCCAGGGCCACUCCUCUCUCCGGCCCCAUCGGAGGAAAGGGGCAAGGGGAGGGGAGCAGCCGCCCGCUCCCGUGUACUGGGAAGAGGGAGCACGUGAUGGAUACGCGGGGCGCCUCUGCCUCUCCCGUAGCCGCUUGCAGAGGGAAAGUGCCAGGAACGCGGUAGUCAUGGGUCUCCGUGCAAGGUGCCUGGGCAUCUUGUGAAAGAAGGGCAGGACCGCGCAGCGAAAAAGCUGUCUUUGUUUAAAAGCGAAACCGAAAGGAGUCUGCUGCAAAGGAGAAUGCACCCCAGUGCUUGCGAAGGGGGGCAUUAUCGCUAGCCUUUUCAUGACGAAGUUGCACUUGCUGAAUAUUCCCCUCCCUUGACAACUAUUGAAGUUUCAGCGCCCUUGAUUUCUUUUGCAUCAGAUCACCCUGUUCGUUGCACAUUUACGAUAAUUGGGACAGGGGAUUGGAACGGGUUUCAGCUUAAAAAAACAAAAGUAAACUCCCAGAUGCUUUUGCAAAACUGAAGUGAAGAGAGAGUGUGAAUCUUAUGAUUAGCAGCAGGACACUCCAGCAUUGCAAAGUUAACUCAAGUAUCCGGUAGUAUGGACAAAAACACGUAACUGUGGAAUGAGAGAGGUGUAAAACUAUAGAAAUUUGGUUAUGUCAAAUGCUCUUUAGAUCGAAAUAUGAAAAAAAACUAAUGUAUGCCCACAAUGAUUUCAAGCUGUGUAACACUAAAAGUACUACUGAAGAUGAGUAAUCAGAGUUUGCAUUUGGGAGCUUCUAUAUAUGCUAUGUAGCAUUGUUGUCAAAUCUCCUGACUAUGUUUAAUGUACCAUUUAGAGUAUGCAUUUAAGGCCAUAAACCAGGGUGGCCUUACAUCAGUAGCUGUUCGUGGAAAGGACUGUGCAGUUAUUGUCACACAGAAGAAAGUACCUGUAAGUAGCAGUAUCCUGAGCAUCUGAUUUUUUUUAUUAUUAUUAUACGCUUGGAUAAUUUGCUUCCUUGUUGAUCCUUAAUAAUUAACUCCUCUGCUGUUUAUUCUUGUUACUUAAAAGCACCAGAAUUCUCUGGAGCAUAUAAGUAGGCUUAUAAAGAAUCAGACUUGGAAUUCUUGGGAAAACACACUUCGGUAAGGCCACUCCCACUGCAGAGUAUCGCAGUUCCAGAAUGCACAGCCCCAAAGUGGGCACUGGGCAUUGCUUUCUUAAAUCUUUUGAAUGGUGGCCAGAUUGAUCCUGGUGUCAAUCAAAGCCUUAUGAAGAGUUCAACCCACCAUAGACUAACUCAGUCAACACUUCCCACUCCCACCCCAGUCUGGCUGUCACCAGCCAGGGUAUUUAGGAGUGAAGAGAAAGAGAAGCUGGUUAGGAUCAUUCAGGCUUUCCAUUGCACCAUCUUAUUUUCAUCUUAAUAGCAGUGGACAGUGAUGUUAUUUGAAGGCAGUGUUAGUGACAAAUACACUUUUUAGUUCUUUUUGUUUUUUUAACGUGGAAACCUUUAUUUGGCUGUGUAGAAUAUUGUUUAAAACUAUUCUUUGGCUUUCUCCAUUAGGACAAGCUACUGGAUUCCAGCACAGUGACUCACUUAUUCAGAAUAACUGAAAACAUUGGCUGCGUAAUGACAGGAAUGACAGGUAUAAAAAUUACCCACCUGGAGAUCUACCGGAUGGUGAUGUGCAAUGUUGAUAUGGAGUCAAAACAUAAUACUUCUUGUUAAUAUCCAGUGAAUUGUUAUGAGCCAGAGGCAUUUGAUUUAGUACUGCCUCUGAAAGUAAGCAAAUCUUACCAAUUUCUGAAUGGGAAACUUUCUCGUAACCCUUUGCAUAUUGCACAGAUAUCCCUGGGAGGGGAGAGAGUGGUAUAAAUGAUUUUAUUAAUCCAGUCUACGGGAGGUGUAGGAGAAAUAUUUCAAAUUAGUUUUGUAUUCAGAUUUUAAGUACAGUCGUACCUUGGUUCUCGAAUGGAAUCCGUUCUGGAAAUCUGUUUGACUUUCGAAAACCAAGGCAUGCCUUCCAAUUGGCUGCAGGAGCUUCCUGCACUCAUUUGGAAGCUGCCUCAGACAUUCGGGUUCCAAAGAACAUUUGCAAAUCUGAACACUCACUUCCAGGUUUGCAGCCUUCGGGAGCCAAAAUGUUCGAGUCGCAAGGCGUUUGCAAACCAAGGUACGACUGUACAAGCAACUCACAAUUUACAUGGGAAUUAUGUUCCAAGGCACCACAUGUUUAAGUGAAGUCACAUAUAUUUGAAACGCCAUUGAAAAAAGCCUACAAAUACGCAAUUCUGCCUCUUUUUGUAAUGUUUUGGGGUCACUUCUGGGUUCGGUGUGAUGUGUGUGUGCACUGUAGUGCACAUAUUGAACAUGUGUAAAUGGGGAGUUGCCUGUAGCUUUUUUCUUGAAACUACAUUGACUACAUGAAGCAUGGGAAUGAUUUCAGUUCUUUAUUUAUGUCAGCUGACAGUAGGUCCCAGGUGCAGAGAGCCCGCUAUGAGGCUGCGAACUGGAAGUAUAAGUAUGGCUAUGACAUUCCAGUGGACAUGCUGUGUAAAAGGAUUGCAGACAUUUCUCAGGUCUACACACAAAAUGCUGAAAUGAGGCCUCUUGGUUGCUGUAAGUAUAUAAAAUAUAAACUGAAAGUAACAUUUCAGAACUUUUGGGAUGCUAAGGCUGAAAUAUUGUGCAGUGGGAUACUGCUGAGAAGAUGCUGCUUCUGCAUGGAGCAAAGUGUGGUUCUCAUGAAUUUCUUUCGUGAUGGUAUUUGAAGGCAAUCAAUACAGAAACCUGGACAGCUUAAACCUCACAGGAAAAUCCUGAUCCCUUUGCCCAGGAGCAGUGUCUUCAUCUCACCUACAACCUCAUCCCACUGAAGAAGGGAGACAGUUUUUCAAACAGAUACUUGUGCUUUGUAUCUCUGAGGAAAAUGGAACCAGGGUCAUUCCAAUUUGCCACUGGUUAGCUGCCUGUAAAUUGCACAAAAACACAGAUAAGAUUACAAAGGCAAUAAUUUAAUCUGCUGAAGCUGCUGCUUCAGCAGCUGAAGGUACAGUCUGCUUGUCAAAUGAGCUGGUGAAAAGAAUUUCAUGCUGCAUCUUAGUAUGCAUCAAAGGUUACUAGGUCCUGUGCUAGGUGGUUUUGCUCUAGAUUUUGGGACCUACCAACUAGCAUUAUCUUAGUCUUCCCUUUAUUCAGAUUUGCCUUGAGAUUAUUAGGUUAUGCAACAGAUUUGAUUAUGUCUUGUGGCAAUACUACAUAUUCUACACAAUCUUCUAGUCGUGACUGAUAGAUAUGUAUUUGAAAACCAUCAAAUGAAAUCAGUUUUAAGUAUUUGAGCAUUUUUAAAAAACACUGUAUCCAACUUAGAUUUUAUGCUUGGAAGUACUUUCAGGGUGACCUGUUUACUGAGAAACUGAUUUAUUGGAAGUACCUGCUCUUAAGGAAUCUGGUUUCAGGUAAUAUUGUUGCAAGACACUCUGAAAGAAAGUUACUUCCAUGUAAUGCAGUUACAUUUUUCUCAAUCUCUACUUUCGAAUAAUACUGGAUUGCAAUGCAAGAUGCUUUGCAGAUGUUCAAGAAGAGCUUGUUUUGGUUUUGUUCCUAUCCCUUUUUUCAAAUUUGGAAGUUGGCAUUUUAAGAAAAACGUAUUUUGAAAAAGGGAAUAUAUUUCAAACUACGUUCUAAAAUAGAAAACAGUUUCACCUUUAAAAUUGGCAUCAUGGGGUUUAGGUCCUGCAAAAUAAACAAUCAAGUUUAAGAAGCAGGCGACCCUUUCUCUAGUGAUUCAGUGCAGCGUUGGGCCUGCAGUCUAAUGCAAUUAAUGAAUUGUCUGUUGUGCAGAUAUAGGUGAGCCAUUUGUUAAUGAGUUGUGCGUGGAGGUCUGUGCAUGGAGCCAAGGACUGGCCAAGCUAAAAAUUAGUCCCCAUCUGUCAUUCUACCUCCCGACACCAUUUCUGAAGGGAAAACCAUCAGGAAACAUGCCAACUUGGAAGCAGCGCCACUCAACACCCCCCCCCCAAGCAUGUCUUUCCUGCAAAGAGGCUGAAAAGCCUGUACCAUUAGUUACUGCUUGAAGGUGCCCCAAACCCUUAACAGGAGCAGUAAUGAACCUUUCCCCUGUCCACUUUUGCUGCUCUGGAGCCUCCUUUUCUGAGGUGCUUUGACCACGCAGUUGCCAAACAUCCCCCAGACUUCAUCCGAACUCUGAAGCUCAGAGGUUCGUGAAAAUCAUCAAGCAACUGUCUGGACAAUUCUCCACCUACCUCUGAGCUUUGGAGCUGGGAUUAAGGCAUGAUACUUGCCAGAGAUCUUGUUGCACACUGCCCAUGGCAAGUGGAAUGCUGCAUGUUUUGCCUGUUAGAGUAAUAAGAGAUUGACUAGAAUAGAAUGAAGCCAUUGAAUGAGAAAGGAGAAUUCCACUCAUUUUAAAAAAACAUACUUUUUUUUCCCCAAAGGCAUGAUUUUGAUUGGCAUUGAUGAAGAAAACAAUCCUCAGGUAUACAAGUGUGAUCCAGCAGGAUACUACUGUGGUUUUAAGGCUACAGCUGCAGGAGUCAAACAGACAGAAUCAACUAGCUUUCUUGAAAAGAAAGUGAAGAAAAAAUUGGACUGGACAUUUGAACAGACCGUGGAGGUAAGUCAAAUGUACAUCAAAUUUUGUUUGGCAUCAAAGAGGUGGACAGUCCUUAUUUGAGUUUGAUGGGGGACAGUGACAUACAUUCCCCCCUCUAGUUUUUCCGUAUGGUUAUUGUCAAAACGUCUGAGUUAUAGUCAAAAUGUUUGCUUAACCUUUCACAAGUCUGCUCUGCAGAAGCCAAAAAAUCCCAUCCCACCCCCAAUUGCCUGUUUAAUUUCAUGCCUUAAGUUGCUAGUACUUUAAUUUUAGUUGUGGCACUGGGGAGCAGAGGACAGUUGAAAUCACUGGCUGAAAAGUACUUGUCCUAGUAAGUGGGGUGCCCACUGAUAAAGGCCUAAUUUUUCUUGCACAUUCCUAGGUUACUUUCUGUAACAAUGCCUGUGUAGUUGGCUUAUUGGGUAGGCAGUAAUGCUAAACCAGUGUCCUAGUAGGGAAGAGGGAAUGGGGAAAGCUUUCCCCACAUUUUUAAUGUGUCUCCCCCUCCCACCAUCCCUCAUUCUCACAUCUCUGUAUUAGCAUCACAAUUGUUCCAUGUGUGUAUUGAGCAAUAGAUUGGUGGGGCUGAUACUCGGUGACAUUAAAUUUUUAAGAAUUUUGUGCUUCAGGUGUCCACUUCUUUCUAGACUGAUCUUGCCUUCGUCAAAACACUUUGACAACAUUAUAUUAGCAACAUGCAACCUUCAAAUAGUUUGACUUCACCCCACAAAGGCUCACUCCUUUCCUCAACUAUAGUGGCUACUCUAAAAUUGGAAAGUAAAGUUGCUGUACACUGCAGUGUCGGACUUUUAGCUUUGAACGUUGCUAGAAACACAGCUGUCUUAACAAAUCCCAACUGCAAGGAAUGACUGCUGGCAUAGUCAUAUUCACAGCUUCUUCAACAGAGAAGUUUAAAGUGUGCUAGAACUCUGCAGCAUUUGAAAUAUUCUUAAUUCAGCUUUGCAUGAACAGGGCAUAAAUUUAACAGAAGUGAAAGAUAAGUUUUGAAUGUCAAAGUGGUAUUUUUAAUUUUGAUUUUAUAUGCUGUGUUUCUAAUGUCUCCUAUAUAUUUCAAUUCUAGACAGCAAUAACCUGCCUCUCUACUGUUUUGUCCAUUGACUUCAAACCUUCUGAAAUAGAAGUAGGAGUUGUCACACUUGAUAAUCCUAAAUUCAGGUAAAGAGUGAAUGCAGAACUUUCCCUUUUUGCUUAUGCACAACUAAAUUUCAUUCUCUUAAUGAGACAGUUUAGGUGUGACCUCAUAGUUCCAUCCAGUGUGGUCAUCCUGUUGGCACAAGGGCUACUGCUUGCACAAUGGAUGUUCCACUGCAUCCUCUCCCCCAUGCACCUCCCAAAUCUGUUUUGGUGGUUUUCCCAACCUUCCAGAACAGAAUGGGGGGACUGGAAGAGGAGAGGGAGGGGAAGUCCUGUUGUGCAGGCAGAAGUGCUUGCGCGUAUAGGAUGACUUCCUUGAAUAAACCCUCAUCCCUUGCACUGGAGUUCUAGAGCGUUUCAUUUUACUGUAUACAAUUGCAUGGAUAAGUACACGUGCCUGUAACUGCUAUUUGGGAUGUGGCCAAGUACUUGAGGAGCUGCUGUGUUCCUUGCAUAUUUCACUUCCUAUGGCAUGCAUUGUUUAUACACGCUGCUAAAUUCACCCACUGGCUCAGAACUGGAGUAUAACAGGGUUUAAAGAGAUUAUUAGCAUCCCUGAAUUAGCAGCGGGAGAUUGUCAAGAGAAAAGUGUUGCAAUGCCAGCAUCAUGAGUGGUAACAAUAUAAGGGCAUCCGUCGAGAGAAUCUGCAGCCUUGAACCAGGCAUAGCAUGGUGCUCCAUUAACAGAAACACCAGCACUUCCCCCUGUUUUAAUUUAUUAUCCUUGGUACACAGAACUGACUCCUUACUGUUAACACUAUCUUGGUGUAUUGAACACUAUUCACUAAGAGCAGGCAUCCCCAACCUGCGGCACUCCAGAUGUUUUGGCCUACAACUCCCAUGAUCCCUAGCUAACAGGACCAGUGGUCAGGGAUGAUGGAAAUUGUAGUCCAAAACAUCUGGAGGGCCGAAGGUUGGGGAUGCCUGACUAAGAGCAAGAAAAAAGUGGCUCAUUAGUGCUUUGAAGGGCGGCUGUUUUCACAGCUUAGUAGAAGAAGAGGAGGAGUUUGAAUUUGAUAUCCCGCUUUAUCACUACCUGAAGGAGUCUCAAAGCGGCUAACAUUCUCCUUUCCCUUCCUCCCCCACAACAAACACACUGUGACGUGAGUGGGGCUGAGAGACUUCAAAGAAGUGUGACUGGCCCAAGGUCACCCAGCAGCUGCAUGUGGAGGAGCGGAGACACGAACCCGGUUCCCCAGAUUGCGAGUCUUUCGCUCUUAACCACUACACCACACUGGCUCUCACACUUAGACAGCCAUAAUUUGUGGCUGCCACUGGCCUUGCUUCUCUCCUGUCUUGGGGUAGAGCAGGAUCUCAGUAGAAAUCCCACUGGGCUUCAGAGAUGCUUGGAAGUAGCAAGUCUCCUGCUUCAUAGCACUAUGAAGCCCAGUGCAGUUGCAGGCAUAAGCUGCUGUCCUUCUCUCAGACUUGGGAUAUUGGUAAGAGGGCUCAUCCUUGUGAUUGUGCUAGGCUUCAGGAAAGCUUGGCAGCUGCUGUUUCCAAAACUCCUGUGAAGCAAACCACAAAGCUAGAGACUAAACCAAAAGAAACAAAACAAGUAAAACCUCAGAGGUACCACAAAACGGUUUUAUAAAAUGUGCAUGUUUUGAUGAAGGCCUUCAAGAGCACAAAAAUACAUUUCUUAUUAUGAAAACAUUUCUCAACUGAAUUUUCUAAUUAUGUAUUUAAUAGUGCUAUUUGAGGCGCAAAAUUAAUAGUUUCCAUUGUUUUCACUCCUCCUUUAGGAUCCUUACAGAAGCAGAGAUUGAUACACACCUUGUCGCUUUAGCAGAGAGAGAUUAGCUCUAUUUAGAAUUCCUAAUUCUGUGACUUCGGGCCAGAAUGUCUGGUGAAAACCAACUUGUUGAUGGCUCUGGAUUAUGGGCUGAAAAUGGAAUGCUCACUAUCUGAUGUAUUUUACUCUGUACGAAUAAAAUGGUGGUUUUGGAAA
Messenger RNA from Podarcis lilfordi (Lilford's wall lizard), 7990 nucleotides. The record is from the annotation of a GenBank genome assembly. NCBI's taxonomy places the organism in Eukaryota, Metazoa, Chordata, Lepidosauria, Squamata, Lacertidae.